This is a messenger RNA of Leishmania braziliensis MHOM/BR/75/M2904, 1215 nucleotides long. Its product is annotated as putative RNA-binding protein. Gene Ontology annotation, molecular function: RNA binding. The transcript has a single exon. The record is from RefSeq and is a predicted model, not a curated record. NCBI's taxonomy places the organism in Eukaryota, Euglenozoa, Kinetoplastea, Trypanosomatida, Trypanosomatidae. The coding region runs from base 1 to 1215 and encodes 404 amino acids.
AUGUCGAGCACUCCCAUGCAGACCCGCUUUGGGUGCUACAUCGGCAACAUUGACCGCUCCGUUACGAUUGACAUGCUGAGGCAGGUGUUUUGUCAAUGUGGCACCAUCAUCGACUGCUCGCUGAAUGGGCGUGAGGGGGACCCGUACCGCUUUGGCUUCAUUGACUUCGCUACGGAGGAUGACCGCGCUCGAGCUAUGAAGUACAACGGCUUCACCCUCGUCGGCCGCAAGCUGAAGGUUGGCGUGAGCAAGGGAAACGUGAACAAACCCGAAGGCUUCGCGACCGGCAACGGCGUCGGCGGCGGUCACCUCCGGAUGGGUGGAAACCGCCACUACAACAACGAUGGCAGCAUGAUGAUGAGCGUCAAUGGCCUCUCACCACAGCAGCAGAUGGAGGCACGGUUGCUGCUCCAGUUCCUUCAGGAGGGCAAGAUGGACCCGCGGCAGCUCUCACCGGCGCAGCAGCAACUGCUCAUUACCUACCUCGGCCACGGCAACAGCAACAGUGUGACCAACGGCAGCAGUACGAACAGCGACAGCAGUACGCCGGCAUUGGCGCAGCAGUCGCAGAUGGGGGUCAUAGGCAGCAGCGCAAUGCAGUCGCCGCUGCCGCCGCCGACGAUGCACAAUAGCAACAACAUGAUGAGUGAUGCUGCUGCGUUCAUGCCAAGCUCGAACGUUGGUAACAGCGGCGCUGGGACUGGUAUGCCCAUGAUGGGUGGUGGUGCCCCUCAAGGGAUUCAUAUAAGUGUUGGGCCCAGCAUGAUGGACCCGAUGAGUGGCGGUUAUGGGAUGAUGCCGCCGCCCCAGCAACAGCAGCAGUGGGGUGAUAUGCCAAUGAACGGGCCUGGCAUGUUCCCGCCCAAGAUGUGUGGCCCGCCGCUCAGUCAGCAGCAACAGAUGCCGAUGCAGUCGAGUCUGCAGCAACCGUACAACCUAGGCGGUGGUGCCGCAUUGAUUAGCGGAUCGGGCGCUACGGAGCAAAACCGCAGUGCCUUUGUAAAUCCCCCGCCUGCGGUGGAGAUCCUAAAGCUGCGCGAGAGGCAGCGCGAGCAGUUUUUUGAGGUGGUUCGAAAGGACGCGGAGAAGUACGAACGAAAGCUCCAGGAGAAGAAGGCGCACUCGGCGGCUGGCGGCGAUGCCGAGCGCAGCAUCGACAGCUCAGCCUCGGACGAUGAUGAAGACAAGAGGCCGACGAAGAGGUCAAGGAAAUAG